UGUCGGGCGGUGGCGUGAUCCAGGAAUAGCAGGUAACUCAACCACUCACGGCCUGCAUUUUUUAUAAUCUGGUUCAGAAAACUAGCUGUACCAUUUCGUCACUGCAGUUCGUUACGUGUGAUUAGUUACUUGUGUAGUUUUCAACAUUUGGUUUCAUAGCCUAAAUUACCUACAGCAAAGCAUUUGUGUUCGGUGCAAGAUACCUGGAAACAUUUUUUUUAUGCUUCUUUGUAUAGGCGUCCAGCACCCAGACUCGCGAUGCCAGCCAUCAACCCCAGCGGGCCCGGCAGCGCGGCGCCCCAGAGGACCACGUUCCGCCCGCCCUGGGUGAAGGACGGACCAGAGCCGCUGCCUCUGCCGGCGGCGCCCUGGACUCUGGCGAGGACCAGGAACCAGAAGAACCCCGUGAGCGCAGCGACCAAGCCCUCCUCAGUCAAGCUGAGAGCUGCUAGCAUGGAAAACGACGGAUCUUCAUCCUCUUCACUGCCGAGCGGAGUGGUUUCGCCCGGCAAACUGGAGUCGCAGAACGAGAAGUCUGCGACGCCCGAGCCCGCUCCAGUUCGCAAGCAGAGCAAAAUAACAAUAGUGCCUUCGAUGCCCUCGGGGAAGUCAGCGAAGGAGAAUGGAGAUCAGCCUACGGCAAUCUCCAAACCAAAACCCGAACCCAAGGAGCCGCCGCCAAAGAAGAAGCUGUCGCAAGAACGCAAGAACAAGUCCAUCGACUCGGAGCACAGCAAAGAACAGAAGCCGGAGGACUGCCCAGGCCAGCCAGUAGCGCCUCCCAUGCCACCCCCUCCACCCCCGCAAGGACCCAAGAAAGCCCCAGUGAGCGGAGCGGCUGCAGAGAAGCUGGACGCUCUGAGGAGUCGGCCCAGGAAGCGUCCUGAUUGGGGCACGCUCAUGAAGGACAUCGAGAGCGGGAGGAAACUGAAGCAUGUCCAGUGCAACGACAGAAGCACCCCACUCCUUCCGAAAGUGAAGGUGAAAGAGAGUUUUAUGUACGAAUCUGAAAAAGCGAACGUCCACAAUCUGCUUUUAAAAGAAAUUCAGGGAGGGGUGUCCUUAAAGAGAGUAUGUACAAAUGACAGAAGUAAACCGCUACUCGAAGGUCUUCGGAAAUUCAGACGGCAGCUCACGAUCGAAGAGCAGAUCCAAAAGGCGACGGAGGCUGAAGUGGUUGAGGCAGAGCCGGAUGAACUGGAUGACAUAGACAAAGUGAGAGACGAUCUCCAGUCUACAAAGCAGAUGUUGGCACUUGAGCUUCGGAAUAAAGAAGCCGUGGAGAGAGAAAACAAGAGACUGCUGGCGAAACUUCUCCACCUGGAAUCGGAACUCGAGAGAGAAAAAUUCUCUAACAAACAGGUUGAUAAGUCACCGGAACUAAUGAAGAAAAAGCACGAGGAGGAUGUUGCCGCCCUUGAAGUUAAGCUGCAAGAUCAGGAAAAACAUGCAAAAGAAAUGGAAGAUAUGUACCAUGAUGUUGUUAGCCAACUUGAUUUGACAAAGAACGAACUAGAUGAGGCUUUAGCAAAAGCUAAGGCACUAGAAAACAAGCUAGCAUCACAGCUGAAGGAUCGGGAUUCGCAUGUCUUAACGAAGCAACCUUCAUCUAAAAGGAUACCUCAAAACAAGGAAACGAAAGAGGCAAAUAAAUUUGACCAAAAUAACGACUUUGAAGUGGAAUCUGACUACGAGCAGGUGAGUGAAACUGAAGAAGAGGAGAGUGACGAAAGCUCAGAAGACAGUGAGGAAGAUAAAGCAGCGCUUCAAGAAAAGCGCACAGCUCGUGAACUCAAGUUACUUACGACUAAACUUAAGGCGCUCAAAGACAAAGAAGUAGCAGCUCGUAAAGAAAGGCGGUCACUAAGAGAGCAAUUAAAAAAACAACAGAACGCACUCAAAGAGGAGAAAAAAAAGUACAAAGAGCUUCAGAAAGAAGUAGAUAAAAUGGCCAACUUAAUGAAAGAUGACGAAGAAGAUGAUAAUCCUGAAGAUGAUAGUGAAGUUGACGAUGAAAGUGAAUCUGACAGUGAAAGCGAAAGUGAAGAGUCUGAAGACGAGGAAAGUGAUGGGGACUUACCAGAAGAUGCUGUAAUGGAAGAAAAGAAAUCAAACCUAAGUGAGCGUGCGAAGAGACACGAGAACACUUUAACAGCGCUUAAGAAAGGCAAUUACAUGCUUAAAGCUAAUGUAGACCGUUUAAAAGAUGAACUAUUUAAACAAAAGGAGAUGUCAAUUACACUUCAAGAAGACUUAAAUUCAGUAUUAGCAGAAUUAGGCUAGUUUUGAAAAUAAGUUUUGAAUUCAAAGUUAUUACUAUGCUUGUGCAUAUUACAUGGUGACAUUAACAUGGCUUCUUGAAAAAUGACAGUUAAGUAUACAGGAUGAGUCAUAAGCCUCCAAAAUAACGGCGAAAGUGGUGAUUAAUGUUUAUUUUAUUCGCACAAAUGGUAUCACUCCCAGCCAAAAUUAAUAAUAAAAAUAAUGAAAAUCGGUUCUUCCUUCCUCUUUUCAGUUGGUUCACCUUUCUGAAAACGAAUAAGAAAUUAGUUACUACUUUCACCCUUUGUAGAGAGACCUGUGGAUCAACCUGUAUUAUUAAUGGGAAAACAAAUCUCAAAACAAAAAGUCGUGACUAUAAUGUGACUUUUAAAAACUUACAUCUUGUGUAUUUUUUGGACUUGUAAAUACGAAUAGUUACUUACAGUUGGUCAGAUAAAACAAUUUUAAGUUUUUCUGUUGCAACUUUGUUUACUGUGUGAUAUUCUCGCAGAAAUAAACUAUUUAUGUAAAAACGAUAACUAAUUUAUGAGUGUGUUCAAAAAGCUUUCUAAGUGUUAAUAUGUUUUUAAUAAAAUUACUUACAAA
This is a messenger RNA of Bacillus rossius redtenbacheri, 2868 nucleotides long. RefSeq names its product DNA ligase 1 (gene sals). The coding region runs from base 259 to 2283 and encodes 674 amino acids. Gene Ontology annotation, molecular function: actin binding. The transcript has 9 exons. Lineage: Eukaryota; Metazoa; Arthropoda; Insecta; Phasmatodea; Bacillidae. The record is from RefSeq and is a predicted model, not a curated record.